Molecule: messenger RNA, 3063 nt
Organism: Tetrahymena thermophila SB210
Lineage: Eukaryota; Ciliophora; Oligohymenophorea; Hymenostomatida; Tetrahymenidae
Exons: 9
Source: RefSeq, a predicted model, not a curated record
AUGAUUUAACAACAAAUAGUGUUUGAUAGAUAUUAUACUUUAAUUUUAUAAAUCUAUCAAUAAUUUUAUUUAUUAUAAAUUAAUUAUUUAAUUAAUUAGCUAACAAAGUUUUGUUUUAUUUUAUUUGAUUAAGUUUUAUAUAACAAAACCUUUAUAUUUAAAUUAAUCAAUUAAAUACUUAAUUAGCUCAACAUAAAACUUAUUAAGCUAGUAUAAAUGAACCGUAAAAAUUCAGGAUAGGAAAUAGGUCAAGGAAAUUAAUAUAAUUUAGAGAACUCUAGUGAUUUAGAACUCUAUGAGGUUAAUUUUUAGCAAAAAAAGAUGAGCUCAAAAGCGAAGUCAAACAAUUUGCAAGAAGAAUACCAUUAUGAAGAGGGGAACGACGAUUAUAUUAAUAUUUACAAAGACCCUAUUAGAAGUGAAGAUGAGGAGUAAGAUUCCUCAUAAUAACAAUAAGAUAACCACAAUUAAAAUCAACACUAUCUAUACAAUAAUCAUGAAAAUCAUGAUGACGACGAUGAUGAUGAAUUAGAUGAAGUCAAUGGAAUUAGUUAAAACUCUUAAAGAUAAAGAUAUGCAACUUAAGAUUAUUUAUAAUAAAAUUGUUAUGGAGAAGAUCAACAAAAUCAAUAAGCAAAUUAUGCUGAGAUAGUCAGAGGUUAAAUUUAGUAGCAUAAUCAAGAGUUAGAGCAUAUAUCACAAGAUUAUCUCAAUCAGUAAAUCUAAAAAAAUAUAAAUGAAUUUUAAAAUGAAAGUAACCAACAAAUGCCACCUUCAGAAAUAAAAACUCAGCUUAGUAAAAAUUCCACUUCUCAAGUAGCAAAGAAUAGCAGCAGCUAGCAUAGUUCAGAAUAGAAUGAAGAAAAUAUAAGAUUUGAAAAGUAAUUGUCUAAAAUGACACCUGAGGAGGCUGAAAUAGAAUAUCAAAACAGAUAUCAAAAAUAACUUUUAGAGUUACAAUAGAAGUAGUAGUCAUUUAAAAAAGGAAUAGAUUAGUCAGGAACUUCUUCCCAAGCUAACAGCUCAAAGCAGACAUUUACUAUUUAAUCAAGCAAUCCUUCUCACUAAAUAAAAUCUUAAUAGGUAUCUUAAACAAAAAAAUAAGAAACUGUAUAAUAAUAGUCUUAGUAAUAAUAUAAAAAUCAAAGCUUAACUCAAAAAUUUUCAUAACAAUCAAUAAAAGAUGUUAACUCUCUCGAGCAAUUAAAAACUGUAAAAUCCUCUCUUAUGAUUAGCUCUUAAGAAACAUUAUAAAAUAAUUUGCAUGGCACUUAGGCAAAUAUACCAAGGCUAUCAUAAAUUAGUGAAACUAUUUCUAAAGAUUCUAAAGUAUAAACUAAAAGCAGUGUUAUAAAAAAUAAUACAAACACUAUUAUCUCUAUCAAUAAUAAUAAUAACAACAACAGUAUUAUGAGUAAUAAAAAACAAUAUCACAGUUAUCAAAACGCAACUUAAUAAAGACCGUAAAGUUCGCAACCAAAAAAAUAAGAUCAUUAAACUGAGCUAUUAUGUAAUAUUUAUUAUCAUGGAAUGCAAAUAAAGUAAGAAAAAGAAGAGAAAUUGAAGAAUAUAUAAAGAGAAAUUGAAACUAAAGACCUCUAAAAAUGUACAUUUAAACCUAAAUUAACAGAAAAAGCCUAAAGACUAUCCUUAAAUAAUAACAACUAUUUGCCUAUUGAAGAUAAGACUUAGAUUUAUAUGAAAAGAAAAUAAAUAUUGAUCGAAAAAAGAAUCGAAGAGAAAAAAAAGGAAGAAACAGUUGGCUGCACUUUUAGACCUUAAAUUAACCCUAAGAAAUAUAAAUCUCUUCCUUAGGAUGAUGAACAUAAUAUGAGUGUUUAUGAUAGAUAAAUUGAGUGGCAAAAAAAAGUUUCAGAAAAAAAUACUGAAAGAAUGAAGAAUUCUUAUGCUUCAAUAAUGACUCCAAGCAAAAAAACAGAAAGCCAAACAAGAAAUAAUUCAACUUAGAAAAAAUCAAAUUACAACCAACAAAAUCAUUCAAAUGCUACCAUAACAAAUUCAGCAAAAAGAUUAAAAGGAUAUGAGUAAGAAAAAGGUUUUUUUUCGGAGAAAAGAGUAUCACCAACAUUCCUAACCUAUCUUAAUUGCAAAUACGAUUAUAACCACUCAAAUAGCAUAGACUAUUAAAAGAACUAAGAAAUUCCUCAAAUACUGACAACAAAACCUCAAGAAAAAGAUCAAAUUUAUUAAGUUUAGAAUUUUGAUGCAAAUUAAAGCGAAACUCAAAAUUAAAAAAUUUAGAAAGCUAUUGAAGUGUGUUAAGAGUUAGAAAAUAAUCUAAAACAGAGUGGAUUAAUUUAAAAUAAUAAAGAAUAGAAUAGUGAAUAUACAUUUGGGACAACCAAUUAGUAAACUGCAGCAUUUUUUUAAUAAAAGGAGUAGAAUUAGUAAUAAGGUCUAUCAAAAAACUCAAACUAACCAAAAAUUUUCUAACAGAAAAAUAAAAAUUAGAUGUAUUUUUCUGAAAAUAUUUAGAUUAAUUAAUCGAUUUAAAGCAUGAAGCAAAAACAUUCUGUACCCUCUCGUAUAGAUUAGAUUAAGUAAACUAUAAAUAAAUCUCUUUAAGAUUAAUUUUAGUCAUCUAAGAGUAUAUCGAAAUCAUCAUCAAAUGCUUAGCUUUUAAAGCAAUAUUCAUACCAAAAUACCAUUCCUUAGAAGGUGAAUUUCUCAGGAAUAUCUUAAUUGAAUAAUAUUGUAGUAUAAAAUAAUCAUUACACCUUAAAUGAUCCUAACUCAUAGCAAGAUGUAGAUGAAUUUUAAAUAGUGAAGUAGCAAUUAGGAAACAAUUUUUAUAAGCAAUAUAAAGAUAAAGCUUAAUAGAAUAAGAAUUCGUCAUUCCAGGAUGCUUAGUUCUUUAGCUCAAAGAGCCAAUAAAUAGCCAAUCAGAACAAUCAAAAAAUUCUAUAUUAAUAAGCUAUAAAAAUAAAUAAAGAAAUUAAAGAACUUCAAGGAUAAUAAAGACAUGAUAAUUCUUAAUAUUUAUAACAGCAAUAAUAAUAGUAAGUUUUAGAAGAAUACGAUAUGAACUAAAUUAAUUAAUGA